GGCGCUUAUUAAUCCGCGUUAUCAGUUAUCGCACUUCAAUGCACGUGCACGGUUCCCAUCAUUGGUCCCCUGCACAAGCGGCGGUAGCUUCAAUUCUCAGAAACUUUUUCUCGGAGCCAGACAGACACGAGACCAGCUACAGCAAUCGCCAAUAUUUCCCCACAAACCGUGUCUUGUCUCAAUCCGCCCAGCACCCUGGGCCGAAGGUGAUCAAUCUGGGUUUACAGCAAAAAUGAAGAGAAUAAGGCUCGACAGAUUAUCGACCCAAUUCCUGUCCCCCGCCCCGGCCCGGCCAACAUCCCACUCGACGAACACAAGAAUAUGUCGAACGACCCGAACCUCAAAAUUACACACCCCUCUAUGUUCCCAAACUAGGAGGUGGCAGACAACACAGGCGGUAGCAUUAGAUGCUGACCUCGAGGACGAUCAUAUAACAAUACCAGAAGAAGAGCGCAGUUUACCACCGUUACCAUCACCGCCGCCAGAACGAGCCGUCGACUCAGCCAAACUUGCGGCUCUCCACGCACGACUCUCCCUCUCCUCCAAGAUUCCCCUCCAGACCCUCGCACGCGCCUUAAUAGACCCUUCAGCCGACGCCCACCCGCGCUUCAACAAUGCGAAUUUAGCGUUUGUGGGCGCCUCGCUGCUCAACUACCACACCUCGGAAUUCCUCGUCACCCGGUUUCCGCGGUUACCAAUGGCAAUUCUCUUCGCCGCUAUGAGGGGUUAUGCCGGUGUAUUCCCACUACACCAAGUCGCACGGGGGUGGGGUGUCGAGGAGGCAGCAGCGCCUGGUGAGGAGGUGGAUCCAGGUCUAUUACAAUUCAACCGGGACAAGCCCUCAGUCGCGAUGAACUCAUGGGGUUACGUGCGAGCCGAGUCUAGGGAAUUACUGAAGUAUAAAUGGCGUCGGGGUCUAAGUAGUUCAGUUAUAUACGACGACCCAUUCGGCCAAAUAGUGACGAAGGAGGAAGACGAGCCCAUCGAACUCGAAGUCAGUGAUGCUAGGAACAAGAAGGACCUCGUAUUAGACGACCCAUUGAAGAACGCGCACGCUAAUUUUGUGCGCGCGGUGGUCGGCGCUAUUUACCUAUAUUGUGGGCGGGAUACAACGAAGACGUUUGUCAAGUCCCACGUUCUCUCCCGAAAACUUGAUAUCGAGAACCUGUUCCUGUUCAAACUGCCGACUCGGGAACUAGCGCGACUAUGCGCACGAGAAGACUUCGAGCCGCCUGUUGCUAGACUCUUAAGCGAGACGGGUCGGGCGAGUCGGACACCUGUAUACGUGGUGGGAAUAUUCAGCGGCCAUGAUAAGCUAGGCGAGGGCACGGGACCGAACCUCGAUGCUGCGAGGACCGCGGCCGCGAUCAAUACGCUAAAGUCGUGGUACUUAUACAGCCCCGGCAACGUAGGUGUGCCAAGCGAUACCUUUGCUGAAGAUGCUGCGCCAUGGAAGCCGUCGUAUGUGGAUAUUGGCGAAAUAAUAUCGUAAAAGGUCCCUAGCCCUGGAAUGACUGUAUGUGAAUGGGAUAUGAAGGCAUGUCCUAGGUUAUAAAAAAACACGAUACGCCUACCGU
Molecule: messenger RNA, 1577 nt
Organism: Hypoxylon trugodes
Lineage: Eukaryota; Fungi; Ascomycota; Sordariomycetes; Xylariales; Hypoxylaceae
Product: 54S ribosomal protein L3
Exons: 1
Coding region: 233-1492 (419 amino acids)
Biological process (GO): regulation of gene expression; primary miRNA processing; rRNA processing
Cellular component (GO): nucleus
Molecular function (GO): ribonuclease III activity; double-stranded RNA binding
Source: RefSeq, a predicted model, not a curated record